Molecule: messenger RNA, 886 nt
Organism: Ricinus communis (castor bean)
Lineage: Eukaryota; Viridiplantae; Streptophyta; Magnoliopsida; Malpighiales; Euphorbiaceae
Product: iron-sulfur assembly protein IscA-like 1, mitochondrial
Exons: 3
Coding region: 179-595 (138 amino acids)
Biological process (GO): iron-sulfur cluster assembly
Cellular component (GO): cytoplasm; mitochondrion
Molecular function (GO): 2 iron, 2 sulfur cluster binding
Source: RefSeq, a predicted model, not a curated record
UGACAAAAACUAAAAAAUUAUCGAGUCCGACAAAGCACGUCUCCGACUUCUAACAACAAUAACCGCCAUACCAUCGUUUUGAAAAGGACGAAAUCAGCCUUGUGAACAAUAAAAGAGACGGCCUUUAAUCCUGGCAUUUUCGGACAUAUUUCGAUCUAAAGAAAAUCUUUAAACAACAAUGGCAUCCAAAUUGUUAGCAGCAGCGGCAGAGAAAAUCGGACCCGCCGCGAGACGGCAGGCGUUAACCUUAACAGACGCAGCGGCUUCUAGAAUACGCCAUCUCUUACAACAGCGCCAAAGGCCUUUUCUAAAGCUCGGCGUUAAAGCUCGCGGCUGUAAUGGCUUAUCCUACACCCUCAAUUACGCUGAUGAGAAAGCGAAAUUUGAUGAAUUGGUUGAAGAAAAAGGUGUAAAGAUACUGAUUGAUCCAAAAGCUCUCAUGCAUGUUAUUGGAACUAAGAUGGAUUUUGUUGAUGAUAAACUAAGGUCUGAGUUUGUAUUUAUAAAUCCAAACUCUAAAGGACAAUGCGGUUGCGGUGAAUCUUUCAUGACAACAUCGAGUGCUGGGGAUGCGGAGCAGCGCAGCAGCAGAUAAGACUUUUGGAUGAAUCGAGAAUUUAUAACUAACCAAAUGUUUCUUUUGGCGGCCAUGCAUUAAUGGAUUCCAUUGAAAGAUCACUCUACUAAGGGAUUCAACUCUGUUCUUUUCUGAAGACGAAAAUGAUUGUUUCUGUCAUUCACUUUAUAUGGCUACAACAUAAAUUACCAAAGUAAGCACAAUUUAUUUAAUCCUAAUUCUUUGUAAUAUGAGCAUCAUUACAUUGUUAAUAUGUAGAAAUAAUUGAAUAUUCAGUUCUUUAUGUUUAAUUCAGCAACAUUGUCCGUC